GUGCACAGCUGAAGACUGGAGAGAACCCCGUCUCAUCCGUCUGAGGUCUCAAAUUUGUGUUUUUGGUAUAGUCUGGAAACGUAUGGUACUUGAAACCCAGUCUGUGAGGGAAGUAAACCCAGUUUAGGUUUAGGCCUAGCUACUUAUGAAUAGUGGAUUGUUUACGUCCGAUAAGCGUGCACAGCUGAAGACAGGGGUGGAGAGAACUCCGUGAUCGAAUAGCUAGCGGAGACCAAAUACGGAGGAGUGAAUGAAGAGUCAACACGGAUUUCCUGUGGGACAAGCGUACAGGCCUCGCUGCUAAAACGAUGCCACAUUCAAGACGAUAUCCGUCCUCAGACCGGGGCAGCCGGAGCAGUUACCAGGACCGGUAUCGGGACCGUGAUCGAGACCGGGAGAGGGACCGCGGGCGAAAGCAAAGGCAUCGCCGCUCGCCAUCUUUCUCCACCAGCAGCGAAAGGGACAGGAGGGGCCGAGCUCAUCGACAGGAGGCAGGCUAUGCACGUUCCAGGAGCUAUGACAACCGCUCUGCAGAUCGGAGGCCGUACGAUCGGCGCUACUGUGAUGGUUACCGGCGGAUGGAACACAGUCGAGACCGGGACCGCGACCACGGCGGGGCUUCGGCAGCUGACAGCUACUACGCGCGAGACUUCUCCCCCAGCAGCUACGACUACCGACGGGAGCGUGACCGCAGCGAGCGUGACCAGUCCUAUCGCCGCAAGGGCAGCAGGCGUAAGCACAAACGAAGGCGACGUAGAACCAGGUCCUAUAGCCCAUCGUCCUCGCGGAGUGACAGCCGGACGCGGGCGGUGUGUGUGAGGGACGACGAGGAGGGUCACCUGAUCUGUCGGACUGGCGACGUCCUGCAAGAGAGAUAUGAGAUUGUCAGCACUUUGGGAGAGGGCACCUUUGGCAGGGUGAUGCGCUGUAUUGACCAUCGCAGAGGGGGCGCUCACGUGGCACUGAAGAUCAUCAAGAAUGUGGAGAAGUACAGGGAGGCGGCUCGUCUCGAGAUCAACGUCCUCGAGAAGAUAAACGAGAAAGAUCCCGAGAACAAAAACCUAUGUGUCCAGAUGUUCGACUGGUUCGACUAUCAUGGCCACAUGUGCAUCAGCUUUGAGCUGCUGGCCCUCAGCACCUUUGAUUUCUUGAAGGAGAAUAACUACCUGGCUUACUCAAUUAGUCAGGUGCGCCACAUGGCCUACCAGAUUUGCCUCUCUGUUAAAUUUCUCCAUGAGAACAAGCUUACCCACACAGACCUGAAGCCAGAGAACAUUUUGUUUGUCAACUCGGACUUCACCAUGACUUAUAAUGUAGAGAAGAAACGGGAGGAGAGGACGGUGAAGAGCACAGCGGUGAGGGUGGUGGACUUCGGCAGCGCCACCUUCGACCACGAGCACCACAGCACCAUAGUCUCCACAAGACACUACCGUGCCCCAGAGGUCAUACUGGAGUUGGGCUGGAGUCAACCUUGUGACGUCUGGAGCAUUGGCUGCAUUCUGUUUGAGUACUACCUGGGAUUCACCCUCUUUCAGACACAUGACAAUAGAGAACAUUUGGCUAUGAUGGAAAGAAUUCUGGGACCAGUGCCUUCCAGGAUGAUCCGCAAAACCAGGAAACAGAAGUACUUCUAUCAUGGCCGUCUUGACUGGGAUGAGAACUCUUCAGCUGGCAGAUAUGUUCGAGAGAACUGCAAACCUCUUCGGCGGUACCUGUUGUCGGAAGCUGAGGAGCAUCACCAUUUGUUUGACCUGAUGGAGGGCAUGCUGGAGUACGAACCCUCCAAGCGCCUGACGCUGGCCGCCGCUCUGCGACACCCAUUCUUUACCUCUGUUCCCGCCAGUGACCAAGCCACUUCCAAGAGCUGGGAGGGCAGCCGGGACAUCAGCCGGUGACGCCUGUCUCCCCCACCUCCGUCUCCGCCCCACCCACACACCAGCAUGCGUGCAGGAACUUAAGGUGGAUUUUUUGGUGAAUGUUUUUAAAGGUCAAACCGAAGAAGAUGUGAAGAUUUUGGGUGGGCUACCUUAAGUUUGAAUGCUCACAUGGAACUGUUGACUAUUGAGGGGGAGGUAGGGGUAGGGGAUUUAUGUUUCCUUUCCUUCCUGUCUGUUUCUUUUCUCCUUCUUUUUAUAAGCUGAACCCAUAAACUAUGACACUUAAAGGUUCAAAGAGAUUUGUGGCACUCGCUCAGCUCGAGGCCUUUUCUAGCCAUUUGCUUCCACACUAAGAGGAAUGUGUUGAAAACCAAAUGGCCUAAGCUGUGAUUUAGAGUAGAGCUUAAAUAUGGGAGUAGGUUUUCCUGAACUAGAUGAAGGAAACCUUGUCUGAAGUAGGCAGAGUGAGGCAGAGAAGUCCUAGAACCUUCCACCAUCCAAAAGCACUCAAAUCCAGACAGAGAAGUGAGUGGCACGUGGCUGUCGUCCCGCAUGCAGCCAGACUUUAGUGUUCCUGUCCCGAUUGGUGGAGAGCCAUUAAGGAGCAAGAUGCCCCCCUCCUUUACCUGUUCUUAGUUCUUCCAAAUAUCAGUCAAACAGAAAAGACUUAACUAAUCACUCCAACCUGUCCUAUUCAGACUAAUAACUACAACUAUGUCUGACCUUCCUUCCUAUUGUUUGGCUCUGUGUGUAUCUUUUGGAUGUUUGGAUGGGAAUAUUGACCCAAAUAGUUGCCUCCCUUCAUUGUCUGACACUGUGAGGGAUGCAGUACUUUGGCAGUGCCUAUGGCUGGAAAGUAACUGUUUAUUCAGAUGCAGAUGGUUGUUGCAAAGCUCACUGAAUAAGCAUGAUGUGAGUCAACACCAUCCCUGGCUCAAAUGGGCUUCACAAGCAUACUCUAGCAGGAUCUUGCAGGUGUGCAGUCAGAUGGUGUAACCUAAAUGUAAUAGGUCAUGGGUUUUCUAUAUGGCACACUGUCUCACGACUACACUCUUGAACAGUGGCACCACAAAUUGGCCUCAAGCCAGCUUGGCUGAUAACGCCAUGCUAGUAUGCGCACUCAACACACAUGAUAGCCUUUUGUAGCAGUAGCCCGGUGUGUGGGUGUGUCGUCCCAACAGCCCACACAGCACACAUUUACAGUAUUUAUUUUGGUCAAGCUGAACUGGAUGUUUUUUUUCCUGUUUUUUUUUUCUUUGUUUUUGUUUUUUGUAUGCAAAGAACUGUAUAAAAGUGUAUAUAAAAUGAAUAUGUACUUAUGUAUGGUUGUACGACGGUAGAAUAAAGAUGUCCCGCUGUAACCUGGGUGUAAUGAGAGCACAUUGACAGCACUCAUCUCAGGUUGCUGCAGGCAAAUGUUUCGUUUUUA
Molecule: messenger RNA, 3306 nt
Organism: Alosa sapidissima (American shad)
Lineage: Eukaryota; Metazoa; Chordata; Actinopteri; Clupeiformes; Clupeidae
Product: dual specificity protein kinase CLK2-like
Exons: 13
Coding region: 309-1895 (528 amino acids)
Biological process (GO): regulation of RNA splicing; protein phosphorylation
Cellular component (GO): nucleus
Molecular function (GO): protein tyrosine kinase activity; ATP binding
Source: RefSeq, a predicted model, not a curated record